Molecule: messenger RNA, 12705 nt
Organism: Chiroxiphia lanceolata (lance-tailed manakin)
Lineage: Eukaryota; Metazoa; Chordata; Aves; Passeriformes; Pipridae
Gene: LPP
Product: LIM domain containing preferred translocation partner in lipoma
Exons: 13
Coding region: 1612-3438 (608 amino acids)
Biological process (GO): cell-cell adhesion
Cellular component (GO): focal adhesion; stress fiber
Molecular function (GO): protein binding
Source: RefSeq, a predicted model, not a curated record
UUCCCUGUCCCCUCCGUGUGUGCCACUGCAGCCUGCAUUCCUCUCCCAUUCCGUAAGCCCUUUCCUCUCGCGCUGACACAGCUAAUAUUUCCCUGCUGGCAGGGCAGGCGAGGUGGUGGCAUUUAACUGUUAGGGAGAACUUUGAUCUGUUCAUGCUGUAGAAUCCCAGAGCUGUAAGGGCUGGUGCACACCUGUGGUGGGGUUUAUGCUCUUCCAGGUGUUCCCCUUCCAUGCUUUGGCUCCCUUUCUUGACUUAGAUAAUUCUCUACUUCAUUCCACUGUUUGUCCUUGCAAGAAGCAAUACCUUGAGAAUUGUUUUCUGCAAGGGGCUGGAAAACCAAGUCAGAAUUCAUAAAACUUGCACCUACCUGACCCUUCUAACCUUAGUUUUUGAGCAUCUUCUUGCACAGUGACUGCAGUGCUCAGAAUAUCUCCUAUUUCUGACCAUGGAGAAAGCUCUCCUGGUAGCCCUGCUGCUAGCUGGAGCACUCUGCUCUGGGGGAGGUUUUAGUGGGUUUUUUGAAAAAUAAUUGAUCAGCUACCCAUCGAGAGCUAGUCCCAACCUGCAAUGCACUGAGGUUGUCCUUAUGUACCACUUAGUGCCACUUGGGACUGUUGGCUCUUUAAAGCUGCCUUUAGGACUACCAGUGUAAUGAAUGUGUGCUGGUGCUGGUGCAAGAUUUAUUUUUUUGCAGCGAUAGCAGUGUAACACUGAGUUAAAUGUGGUUUGUAUUCUAAAAGCAGAAAACUUUGUUGUCUUCUAAAGCAAAGGUUUAUAUGUUUUCUGUCAUCUGUGGUAGCGGGUGCUAAACUCUUGCUGCCUGACCCCUGCACAGUUACUGGAGGUAAUUAUAGAGCCUCUGUCAACGCAGCUCCUCCUGAAGCCUGUGCUUCAGCACCAGUGGAAGCCAGAUGUACUAUACUGUCGCUUUUUACAGUUUGUUUUGGCCAUACAUGGGCAGAGUCAGCUCUGGAAUUCCUUCCCUAUAAAUUCAAUAGCAUCUUGUGGGUGGUGCUGGGGAAUCACUCUGGUCUGGUUGGAUCGCCUCGCCUCGGCAGCCUGUUCCCCUUGAAAAUGUCGUGCUUUGCACAUUCCUGAGAGGCUGCCUGCUCCUGGAGCGAUGGCUGCGGAUACCAGGAGGCUGUUGUCCCAUGCUGGCAGGCGUAGUCAUUUCCCUGCUGCCUGCAGGUCAGCCGUUGCAGCUGAGGACUGAUGCUUAUGGGAGCAUUGGCAUGGGAAUAUUGCUCUGGUGUGCAUGCAGGCUCUGCAGGGACACAUGUUUUACAAAGCACCAGCUCGAUGAGCCAGAUCAGAGGAGGUUUCCCUGUGCCAGCUUGUUGUGGUCAGUUUUCAGUUCUCUCUUGCUCUUGGACCUUGUUCUAAAUUUGAUCUGCUCGAGAGGGAAGCGUGUUAAUGAAGGAGCUUGCCUGGAUGUUGAGUACUUUGUAACUGGGUGUGCCUGAAUGCAUCUGCCUUUGGAUGUGAGCGUCUUCUCUUGAAACAACCUCGUGAUACCCAGCUGCCUGCUCUCUUGGGAGGUCCCUUGGAAGAGCCUGUCCGUACGUCUGUCUGGGUACCUGAAGGGGCUGCCUUGCUUCCAGAUCUGAACCAUGUCCCACCCGUCCUGGCUGCCACCCAAGAGUACCAAUGAGCCUGUUGGUCAUGUUACUGCAAGGAUGGAGACCACGCACACCUUUGGGACUCCCAGCAUCUCAGUGUCCACCCAGCAGACUCCAAAGAAGUUUGCACCUGUCGUUGCCCCCAAACCAAAGUACAACCCGUACAAGCAACCGGGAGGUGAUGGGGACUUUCUUCCUCCCCCACCACCUCCUGUGGAUGACCUCGGGAAUAUCACAUCAUCACAAAGUGCCUUUCCUCCCCCACCCCCUCUGGAUGAUGUUACUUACAAUGUGCAGGUGAAUCCUGGUGGCAAGACGCUUGAAGAGAGGCGGUCUAGUCUAGAUGCAGAAAUUGACUCUCUGACCAGCAUCCUGGCCGACCUGGAGAGCAGCUCUCCGUACAAACCUCGGACUCAACAGGUCUCCGGGACCUCGAGCAGCUCUGCUGCCACCACCCCAUCCGUGUCCACCCCUGUUACUGGCCACAAGCGGAUGAUCAUCCCCAACCAGCCUCCGCUGACCGCCACCAAAAAGUCCACGGCCAAGGGCCCAGGGCAGCCGGCGCCCAUCCCGGUCACUCCCGUGGGCACCUUGAAGCCACAGCCGGUGCCAGCCUCCUACGCCACGGCCUCCACGCCCAGUCGCCCGGCCUUCAACAUCCAGGUGAGGACGGCACAACCCAGCCCGCACUACCAGCCGCCCGGCCCGCAGCCCGCGCACUAUGGCAGCCUGGGGCACGGCCAACCCUACGCGGCCCCGCCGUCCCGCCAGCCUGCUGCCCCGCAGUACGGAGCGCCUCAGCCCCACGGGCCCGACUACGGCUACGCUCCACCGCCCGCCCGGCCUGCAGAGCCCGCCUAUGGAUAUGCACCUCCGCAGGGCCGCUACCAGGACCCCUACUAUGGGGGGUACGGAGGAAGGAACGGCUCCGAAGCACCCUACGUGCCACAGAGCUCCUGGAAGGCUGAGCCAGCGUAUCCUGCUAGUAACGCCAUGGGCCAGGCUCCUCCUGGCCUCUACCAGCCACCAGGCACUAAGAAGACCUAUAUCACCGACCCAGUGCUGGCCCCACAGCCGCCCACCCUGCAGCAAAAGAGUGGAUAUCCAAGCUCUGGACCUGCAUCAAGCACUCCUGCCUUCAGGCCUGAGGAUGAGCUGGAACAUCUGACCAAGAAAAUGCUGUAUGACAUGGAGAAUCCUCCCUCUGAUGACUACUUUGGCCGCUGUGCCCGCUGUGGGGAGAAUGUUGUUGGAGAAGGCACCGGUUGCACGGCCAUGGACCAGGUCUUCCACGUGGAGUGUUUCACCUGCAUGAUGUGCAAAAGCAAGCUGAGGGGACAGCCUUUCUAUGCAGUGGAGAAGAAAGCCUACUGUGAACCCUGCUAUAUUAAUACAUUGGAGCAAUGCAGUGUCUGCGCAAAGCCCAUCAUGGAAAGGAUCCUCCGAGCCACUGGGAAGGCCUAUCAUCCCCACUGUUUCACCUGUGUGAUGUGCCAUCGCAGCCUGGAUGGGAUCCCCUUCACUGUGGAUGCUGGCGGGAACAUCCAUUGCAUCGAGGAUUUCCAUAAGAAAUUUGCUCCGAGAUGUUCUGUGUGCAAGGAGCCCAUCAUGCCGGCCCCAGGGCAAGAGGAGACUGUACGCAUUGUUGCCUUGGAUCGUGACUUCCAUGUCCAGUGCUACCGAUGUGAGGACUGUGGUGGCCUCCUGUCUGAAGGGGACAAUCAGGGCUGUUACCCUCUGGACGGGCAUAUCCUUUGCAAGACCUGCAACUCUGCUCGGAUCCAGGCUCUGACUGCCAAGGCCAGCACUGAUCUCUGAGUAUCAACUGUGACCCUCCCCAGGAUGCCCAUCGGGGGAUAUUGCACAAGCUUUGCAUGAUUUCUUUCCAGGCUAGGGUUUGAAGCUCUAUUUAAAAAAAAAAAAAAAAAAAAAAAAAAAAAAAAGUAAAACUGGAAGGCCUUGGAACAAGAGGGCAGUUUGAGAGGCCAUGUUCAGACUGCCCAUGACAAGCAUCUAAUUUAGGCACAACUGUUCAAGAGGGCAGUGAGUCAGAGGAGCAGCUGCUGUAUCUGCAGCUGAUGGAGUUAAGUGGUCACAGCAGCUAAGUUACCUGCCUGUAGAAGGAGGUCUGAACAUGGUCCUGCCUAUGUUUGUGUUUGAUUCCUGUCUCUUAAGAAGUACAUGAAGGUAGAAGGUGAAAGAUGGCUGAGCUAGUUAUUUCUCCCAAGUUAUUUUGAGAACCUGGCCAGCUCUCCUUGAAGUCAUGGGGAGGUUCCCUUUGACUUUAAUAGGAUCUGUGUCACCAGCAGAAGUAGCUCCACUGCCCUAGAAGGUGUGAGAGCAGACCCAGCAUUAACACAAACAGUGCAACUGCAACUGUACUGCACCUGAGUGUAGGUGUGACCUUGUAUCCUUGGGACACAGACUUGUUAUUUCUUAGGCCCUUACUUGUCUCCAUUUCCUUCCAGUUCAAUAGGGUUUUUUCUUUUACUCAUGAAAUUUUACUUUGCUAUUGCAUAAAUUUAUUCAGUAGUGAUGUUUCCAAUUCACAGUGUAUGAGCAAUCACAGAAAGAUGUGAGCUUGCACACACUAUACACUACACACACACACACACACACACACACACACACACACACACACACACAACAUGCUUUUGAUUUACCAGAGGCAUAAGCCAGUCAUGGCACUGGAAAUACAUUUCUAAAAUCCCAGUGGUUAAAAAAACCCAAAAAUUACUGCGCAGAACUGCAGUGCAAAGCGAUGCUCAAAAAAAUCUUACACCACUCUCUCAUACACCCCUUCUAGUGGGACCACUGGCAGUGUUGGUCUCUGGGUAGGCAUUUAAGCAAUAGAAUCUUGUUCCACCUCCUGUUAUUGCAAUGAGAGGAUUUUCCUUCAACCAUAACAGGGAUUGAAUCAAGCCUUGGGAUGAUAUUCAUUUCUCUGAUGUUAACACACAUGAUCUGGAGUUCUCAUUAAAAAAAUCAAGGAUCUUGUUUCAACAGCAGCAAAAAAGAGCCUCCUAAAUACAUGCUGUUGUUCAGUUUUUAUUUUAAGAAAGCUAAAGAAGGUAUUAAACCCUUCACUAUGCCAUUCUAGAAAGUAAGCAUCUUUUUUCCUCUUCUGUUUUCAUUCCAGCCACUUACAGCUUGUCUCUGGUGAAAUUCAUGGCAGUAGAGUGCUAGGCCAGCAGCAGCAUUUUCAUUUUUGGUCCAGAAUUAGUACAUAUGCCAAGGUAAAUAAAAACGGGACACAGAUAAUCUUUUUUUGAUGUAAUAGUGUUUUGUUUUUUGUUUUUUUGUUUUUUUUUUUUUAGUUUGGUUAAUUAAAAAAAAAAAAAAAUUAGAAAUCCACAGCACACUGAGCAGCUAUAAUAUUCUUGUUCAUGAAACCCAUAAUAACGAAGGUGCAAAUUACAUAGUGAGGGAGUAAUUUUCAUAUCACUGAAUUGACAUUAAUAUCUUAUUUGCAGAUGUAAUCAAAGAAAAUACCUUUCUUUGCACUUAAAUUAAGAAGCAGAACUGAAACAGUUUCAGGCUGAUUGACCAUAUAAGUGACAAACUGGCACUUUUCAAGAGUAAAUUAUAAGAAUUUUUUUCAUGCUCCCACUGAAAAACAAAAAAUGUGAUGCUUUCACCUUUAUAUGAGAUUUCUGUUGUAGAGAAUGAUUAUAUCCACUAAUGCUGAAAAGUUAGAUGAGCUGGAACGAUAGGAAACAAAGAGGAAAAAUUGUGAUGUGAUACUGCAACUCCUGCAAAUGGUGCCUUUCCUUUCAGUUGAGGACUAACCUUUAUGGAAGAGUGCUGAAAUUCAAUAGCUUCAGCUAUGUACAGUAAAUUCAACUACAGAAAUACCAGUCUGAAACCUCUGUUACUUACAUGGUUUAUAUGUUGGCAGACUCCACCAGUGUCAGGGAAGUUUCCCAAAAUUCACAGCUUAAAAUGAAUCCUUCUUUGUAGAAGGGUGGCAUCAUUGAGCAAAAGAAGUCCUUCACCAGCACAGGGGCUGUGCUGAAGCAGUUUGCCUUUUUAUACUGGAUUUCUACCCUGGCAUUCAAAAAUUUUACUGCCUCAGACAUAAACAGAUUUUUUUGGCACCCUGGGUCAUGCCAGGUUCCACCUGGGCUGCUGCUCCCUGAACUGUGGCAUGUAAGAUCCUUCUGAGCUCGCUUUUUUACACAGUCUGCACCACCACCCAUCAAAAAAAGCUCGCAAAUAUUGAGGAAAUAUAGUUUGAACUAACCCUACUAAAACACAGGAGGUCAGUCCUGGGACUGAUAACACUGUUGUAUCCUUGUGGAGGAUUUUGCAUCUCUACAAGCACAAGUCAUGAUGUGAUACACUCAGAUGCAGAAUAAGCCAUUCGGGAGGCAGCAAACCUAGCUCUGAUCUUCCUUACCCUUCCUAGCGUUAAAUCAAGUCGCUGAUGAGACUCUUCUGAAUAACACUGGGGUAAUUGAUGGAAAGAAGCUGUUGUGCCUUCCAGCAGAAUGUGGCUUAGACCAAGGAUGACUCAAGUCCAGAGCCUUUGGGCUUUUUAUGUCUCUGCCAUAGGCUGGACUGGAGCAAGUCAUAUGGCUUCUUGUCUUCCACCGUCUGCAUGAGAGAGCUUCUUUCCAAUUUCCCAGACACAUUUUGGGAAUUAAACUAGUCACAGAUUGGUCUAAACUGCUGAUUUUUGGAGUUCUAUUUUCUCUUUCCAGAAAAGCUUACUGGUAUGUAGGUUUGGGCUUCCAGCCCAUUUCAAAGCACAGGGCCAGCCAGGAGAUCUAGAUCUAGAUCUCUGUUAUUAGGGUGCUGUUGUGAGUUGGGCUGGCAUGCAGGGAGGUAAGAGCCAAACUUUUCAAGCAUUAAGUACUCCAUGGAUGAAAUAUGAUUGACAAAGAUUGAGCAGUGUUGAUAUUUGAGGCACUGUGGCAAGUUUUUAGAGCUGACACAUCUGUGAAAAGGUACUAUGAUGGGGGUGUUUUUUCACCCCAAAACACCAAAGCCAUCUGCCUAUUGGAAGGAGUGAGUGUUCGAAACACUCUUCUUUAUCUUCUGUGGUUUUGCCUUUUAAAAUUGCUAUAAAUCUAUUUGAAAAAUAUUAUAUGUACAUCACAGAGGCUCUCAUCACCCACAUGGGUAUGGAAAUCUCCCCUCUGAUGCUUCAGGAUUUAAUUAGGAAAUUCUGGUGGACGUAUCUCAAUUGCACUGCAAUUAAGAACCACUGGGAUAUUGCUUCAUCACCAUAUUUAUCACUUACUUUUAAUAUAUCCUGUUUAUCUGUUCCAAAGAAGGAGUCUUUUUGCCAAAGAGCCCUUGCUUUUCUUAAGGUGGACUUAGCCAUGACAAAAAUUCACAUCUUCUGUGGCUGUGGUAAUGUCCAAACUGUUCCUUUCAGAAAGAAUUGGAAGAUCACACAGACAUUUCUGUUCUAUUCUUCAGUUUCUGCUUUUGCUCCUUUGUCCUUGUCUAGCAUUUGUUGGCAAGUAAGGCCUGAUCCCAUCAUUUGUGUGGCCACACAGGCCUCAGGAUCAGGUUCUAAUUUAGCAAAAUAUUUAAGUCCUGGCGUUAGUUUAAGCACAGACUUAAAGCCAUUGCGUGGUGUGACGUAAGCCACUAACACUAGACUGAUUCUGCAUCACCUGAUCAUACAGAUUUGAUCUGGCUAGGAUGUGGGCACAGUCAAAUUUCUGUCAAAUUACCUAGAACACAUGAAAUAGCUUCUGUGUCACCCUUAUGCUCUCACUGCAGGAGAGCCACCUGGCUGGUGGCUGAUUGAAUGUAACAUUUGAAUGACAGGAGGGUGAGGUAUUGCAAGAUGAGUGCUUUGUGUUGGGUGGCUGUGGCACCUUCCAUAUGGCACAAGUAGCCCUACAGCCAGGUUUACUGUAUCUUUGAGGGAUGGCUUUAAAACUGUCUACUUAAACUUUCUCCAGAAGAUUGGGUUGCCUUGGUUACAGCCCAAUCCUUAAGCAUAUCCCCAAGGCUAAGGCUCCUAUUUUGUGAAUGUGGUUUGUUUUAUUGUCAUUUUAAUCACUGAACGUUGCUUUUAAGAACAGAAAACAACAACAUUUUUUUAGUGUAUCUGAUAAUGCACCUUUAAUUUGGGGGUUUGAUUUUUGUUUUUUUUUAAUAUUUUAAUUCUGAGAUUUUUAUCAUGGCUGCAAAACACUCGGGUAAUGAUUUAAUCAUAGAGGUAUGGGAGUACCAAAGUGUUCAUCACAGUGAACUCUACAUAAUAGCAUUCAUCCUGAUGGCAGGAGUAAGGCUUUCCCAAGACACAGGCCUUAAGUUGACUUUCUGCUUAUCAGCAAAAUGUGCCUGAAAAGAAAGAGAAAAAAAAGUGUCUUAAAAGAAAUGGUGGUUGUUAAAGAGAAUAUGCAACAAGUCACUCUGAAGUCUCUUUGGACCUGUUACAGCUGCUGACUGGCCAUGGUUAGUGAAGCAUGACUUGGGUUUGAUAAAUGCUGUUUUCUUUUGAUUUGAGAAAGUCUGGCAGGCAAGGGAUAACAGGACCCAGGAGAAGGUUCUUGGGGGAAAUUCUGUGUCUUUGCCCUCCAUCAGCAUUGGAUAUAAAUGUUAGACACCUGGUGCUUCAGCUGAAUGGCUCAGAAAGGGUUUGAGUUUGUAAUUGGUUUCUGUUGAUAUCUGGUUCCUACAGUUGGUUCAUCAUGUUGAUUUGCAAUUUGUUCACUAAGCUGGGUUGACAACACCUCAUACAGAUUUCAGUGCUGCAAGUCAUGGCUAUCAGGGGGAGGGGGGAGAGGGGGGAGGGCUGCUGAAGAAUCUCACUGUGGUGAAAUUCCCAUGAGUAAACACUAGUGGUGGUACCUGAGUGUUUGUUGUGGAAGGAGAGCAGGAACUACUCAGUAACAUAGAAGUUAAUAAAGUACAAACAAAGAGAGCUGUGAGAACACUAUUUCCAGUUGGAGCUGGUUGCAAUUUUUACACUAAAUUACAUGAUAUCAGAAAGACUGUUUUUAGUGAGAAAUUCUCUCUUUUUGCAAUGUUACCCACAACAUUUUUUGGGUUUUUUUUUUUUGCUCUUAUGAUUAAAAUCAUACUGAAUUUUUAUCUAAGUAAAUUUCAGAAUCGUUAACAAAUAUUUUCAUUUCUCAAAUCUAUAUGUCUUCUUUCAGUUUUUUUGAGUAGUUCUUGGGUUUCUUCUGCUGGUAAUUUAAAGUUUCUGUGACAGUUUUGAAAACUUCUUUGGAUAAAAAUUCUGCUUAAAAACAAGCACGUGUUCUUGGGAAAUGAUUCAAUAUUGGACCUAGUGAAAUAAAAAAAAAAGCUUUGAAUCUUCUCACGAGAUAUUUUUUCCCUAUUUUUAACUAGUUUUGCUAAUUUUGAAGUCACUAUUUCCUUUGUUAGAACAAAUAAUGUGACUCUUCUUAAAAUAACAGUUUUAUUUCUGUGGGGUUCAUUUUUCUUUCCCAUCUUCAAGCUGUGGAGUGGCUGGCUAUGGGGACUGCCAGUGUCUUUUUCUGUGGCAAUUGCAGUUUUCUUCUUUGUUUUUAUCUUGGGGUUUUUUGUUUGGGUUUUUUUUUUCCCCUGAAAUUACUGAAGAAUAUAAGCACAUUAUGGCAACUGCCAUGGAGAUCAAGAGAUACUGAUUGAACUUCAUCUCCACAUAGCUUUCUGGGCUCAGGAAUGGCAUUUCUCCUUAGACAUUUCUAGAAAUAUUACCUGGCUUCCUCAGCAUUUCAAGUUUGAGUUUGCAACAGUCGAUUGUCCGACUGGCAUUUGGAGCCUGAAAGAAAAUAGACUUUACACCUGUGAAAUUACACCAUUCAUCCAGCAUCUAAAAAUCUAAGAGAAAAAAGAUAACCUUGGUAGGUUUCCUGGUGGACAUUGGGGAACAGCUUUUACUUCAGCCUGAAAAUUUUCUGCUGAGAUCUGAAAAAACUAAGCUCCACACUCUCUGGCAUAUGCACAUGCACAUAAAGUGGUUGUGGGGCUAUAACUGAGUAGAGAUACAGGCUGCAAUAUUGAGUAGUGCUACUUACACCUCACUGGGCCUUACUCCUGACUACGUGUCCCCGGUCUCUUGGGCCUCAUGGUACAUGUGGAAGCAACAGGGUUGAUCAUGGGUAGCAAGAGCAUUCAGUUCAAACAUUUUUAUUUUUUUUAAAUUUUGUUAUUUGUCCACUUUUCUCAACCUACCAGGAUAUUUUAGAGACUGAGGAAAGAAACAGAAACUCCAGGUUUUUUGUAAUUAUCAUUGCAUUACUAGGGGUUAGAGACCCUCCCUGAGAACAUCACACUUGGGGUGUCUGUGCUUUCCUGCCUCUGCCUCCCUUUGUCCACAAGCCACUCUCUUACCCGCUUUUUCCAUUUCCUCAACGUGCACUCAUCUUUUCAGUGAAGAUGGUUUGUUACUUGCUUCACCGAGGUAUUGUGAGUCUUAGUUAGUAGUUGGAAAAACUUUUUCGGAUCUUUAAUCAAGUAGUUUUGUGUGUCCUUAGUAUCAGUGGCCUGCCAUAUGGAUAUCAAAGAAAAUUGUUAUAAUUAUUGCUUUUAAAAUUAUUAUGAAAUUGUGCCUUACUUUUUCAGUCAUAUUUAACCAUGUAAUUUAGAACCACAUGAUUGCAGGGAUUUACCAUGAAGAAAUAUGUUUGAAGGAUAGUUUGUUUUUUAAUAUUUUUUUUUGUCCAUAAAUGAAUUUAUUAGCUUUUCCUUUUUUAUUUUUUCCUCCAGUUUUAUUCCUUUAACAUGUUUGUGUAAAAGGGCAGCCUGAAUUUGCAUUUGUGAGAGACAGAAGAUUUUAUUUGGUCUCGUAUGUAGAGCUUUCAUUUUCUUUUAUGUUCCUUCAGGAAAAUUCCUCUCUGCCCAAUUACUCAUGCUGAGAUGUCUUUAAAUGCAGGCUGACCAGUAAGGGUUUUUUGUUGUUGUUUAAUUUAGUGUGUGGUUUGCUUUGUGGUUGUGGUUUUUCUUUUAAUUAACCAGAUAUUGAGUGCUGGGGAGGCAUUGCACAUUAAUGCAGAACGUUAAUGCUAAUUUUCAUAGAAAAGACAAAAUUAGAGUCUUUCCCUGUCUCCAGUGCAGUUUUGUUACUGCUCUGUGUACAACACUAAUAUUAAGCCAGACUGUAAAGGCUAAAUACUCAGAGUGACCUACUUCCAUUCACCAGCAAGAAUCCUUUGUCAGCUGACUCCUGUUUGUUUGUUCAUUUUUAAAUGUCGGAUUACAGAACGAGCAUCUCCUGAAGAUGAAAGAAAACAGUGUUUUCAUGUGCAGGAAAUUUGGGGUUGCAGUAACAGAACAUUUUCUUUGUGAAUUUGGAUGUCAUGGUGUUUUAAGCUCCUGCCUGGAGCCUAAAUCAAUUUGGCCUCUCAUCCAGUUCAUCUAACUGGUGCUCCUAAAAGGCUGCAGCCCUGCAAAAGCUCAUGCAGCAUUUUUGGCUGCUUUCCCUUGCUCCCAUUUGGUACAUAUUUGCACAAUUUAACUGAGCUUUUCUUUCUGCUGAAGGUCAGAUGCAAGCGAUACGAAACACUAAACUUUAUAAACAAGCAAAGCCAUUUCAACCACAGCAUUUUGGACUAGAAUGGAUUUUUAGGUGGUGCUCUGUCUGCUGGCCUUUGGAGGGGGGAUCCUGAAACUACAGUGGACUGGAACAGGAUGCAAAGCCACAAGCCUUGUUUUUUUUAAUAAACUACUUACUGUAAUCCAGCUACACAGUUUCAGCCUCACACUUCAGAAGAAGCUUCCAGUAGCUAUGCACGUACAGGCACUUUCUCUCUUACAGAAAGUGAAACUUUCCCAACCAGAGUAAAUUUAACCUAUUGCAUAAGAUGCUGGAAGGUUUUUUUUUUCCUUGGGAUUCUCACUGUAACCUCUGUGUGUAAAGGAUGAAUAGCUUUCUUUUUCCCUCUUUUUUUUUUUUUUUUCUGACAAGAUUAGAUGUUGCAUAUUGAUGAGCUAGCAUUUCAAAGGUCCGUGGGGCUUUGGAACGUAUUAAGAAUCUCUGAAGUUUAAUAUUCACCAUGUUUUAAAUAUUCAGAAGGAAAAAUCUGCAUAAAAUGGCUUUUGAUAAAUACGUUCUAGGGAUUCUUUCUAUCUUACACAAGCGUUGUGGGGAUUGUGGCUGUACCAGUUUUGUUCCACAGUGUCUUUUGUUUCAGUGUUUCAGGACCAUUUUGGUCCCAUUUGUGUGCCCAGUGCCUGUACUGAAGUCUGUUAUGGUUUCUACUGGAACUGUACAGCAGGCAGGUGGAUAUGACUAAGAAAAGCCUCAGCUGAGCAUCAGAACUCCGAGGAUCUGCUUGGUGCCUCCCCUCCUUACAGUGCCUGGGCACAUCCAGCCUGUUUCUGUGCCUGCUUCUCAUGAUGUGGAUUGGGAUCAGUCCAUUGGUCAGGCCUAGCUGAGAUCUUUCUACAGAGUUCCUCCACAGGAGUUGGGAUUUGAGAAUGGAAAGGGCAAGAUCCUGGAUGCAGGACUAAAGCAAGGUAUCAUUUGAUGCAACUCUGAUCUCACAGGGCAGUUUCCCUUCCUUGCAUGUCUGUUUAGUGAGAGUCUCAGCAGUAAAAAAAGUGCCUUUAGGAGAAAUCCUCCCUUGGGUAUGCUCCACUUUCCAUGCUCUUGAAAAUCUGAUUCAGGCUUUAGAUGAGGAGGAUCAGUUGCAAAGACACAGCUACUGUACAGUAUCAUUAGUGCAUUGCCUUACCCUUGAUGUCCCAUGGCACAUCCCAUGGUGUUGCAGGACAGUUGCUUUGGUCCUGCUCACAUACAGCCUUGACUUUGUCAUUCCAGUCCCUGUUGAAUCAACGCCUGGUACUUGUUCUCAGGACCGCUCUGGCUCGGGCCAAGGGCAUCUCGUGCCUCUAUGCAAAAGAUGGUGCUUUCAGGUUUUAGCUUACAAAUAAUGCAAUCCUUUCAAACUCACCUUUCCCCUCUCGUGUAUUCUUGACAGAAGUAGGAUUUUAAAUAUUUCAUAGCAUUAUUCUUUCUUCUUCCUUUUUGCCAGAUGCCUUGAAAACAUUGUCAGAUUACGAUCUGGGGGGGGGAUCAGGAAGGAUCGGUUUCCUUUCCUUCUUGAUUGCAUGGUGUAGGUUUGCAAUGAGGGUUUUGUCCUUUUUUCUUUUUUUUUUUUUUUAGUCUUA